UCUCUCUCUCUUAUAUUGUAUCUUAUAUUAAACUACGUAUUCUCAACGUUUAAACCAUGAAUUAUGUAGUCUCUUAUUCUUGCAUCUGUUUAUCCCCUACUCGACUGAGCACAUUAUAUAUUCAACAUUGUUCCUUUCGGAUUGCUAUAAGUGAGAGUCUUUUUAGCUCCAAAAUACCCAGUUUCCCGGCUUGUUCAUCCGAGUUCUUUGUUACGUACUUAAGCAUAUAUUACAUUCAUACAUUUGAAAAUGCAUAGUGGCGCACACCUUUUGCACAACAUUAUUUUUUGAGUUUUCGAGCAAUCUGAUGAAAAAAUAUACAUUACUGUAUUGCAUAAAG
Messenger RNA from Hyphopichia burtonii NRRL Y-1933, 340 nucleotides. RefSeq lists its product as uncharacterized. Lineage: Eukaryota; Fungi; Ascomycota; Pichiomycetes; Serinales; Debaryomycetaceae. Bases 57 to 257 code for a protein of 66 amino acids. The transcript has a single exon. The record is from RefSeq and is a predicted model, not a curated record.